AUGCACAUGCAGAAGUCGCUGUCAAAGACCGAGCGCCGGCGUCCCACGGCGGGCGAAAGCGCCAGCGACUCGGACGUCAACGCGGCGACAGAGCGCGCGGACGACGAUCGCCAGUCGAGCGGUACGGCAACGGGGACGAAGCGCAAGACGGAGGAAAACGACAGAGGCGCGAAGACCGUCUCGAGGGAAAUGGGUCGAAAGAAGACAAAGGCGCUGCGAUCUGCUGCGAACGCGACGGAGCAGUGCGGGAAAACAGAGCCAGUGGGAGGUCCACCUGCGGCCCAUGCGGACGAGCGGGUGCUCCUGGCAGUCGAGACGCGUCACUUGGACUUUGCAGUGGCCAAGUGGAAGCAGCAGCAGACGCUGCGACGCGAGCGGUUGCAACUGAAGCGCGCAGAGAUUCAGUUCAAGGAGCGAGUCACGAAGCAGCAGCUGCAGAUGCAGGUGAUGGAGCUGCGCGCGAGACUCGUGAAGGCGCUGGAGGAGACUGGACAGUCGCCGGCUCAGGCCAAGAAAUAUUUGGCACUACUUGGGCAAAAGGAGGAAGGCGAGCGGAGGAUCGCGUGA
Molecule: messenger RNA, 567 nt
Organism: Hyaloperonospora brassicae
Lineage: Eukaryota; Oomycota; Peronosporomycetes; Peronosporales; Peronosporaceae
Source: the annotation of a GenBank genome assembly